AUGAACCCGGAAAUUAACAACAACACGGCGAAUGGUUUGCCGAUGAAGCUCCGGAAGGUCUCGCAAGUGUCCCUAUCCAGUGUUUCGGAUUGCCAGUCGGAUUCGAGCGAGGAAAGUUCGAAAUUAGAGAGGAAAACAUCCCUGCAAGAUAUGGGGAAGAAAGUCGAAGAUAAACGAGCAUUGUACAAACUCAAAGGACGAUCGAUGUCCGACGGUGAAGCCAGGAAGUUGAAAGACGACGAUGCGAAUUUCGAGGUUUUUCCCAGCUUGCCCAAUUCGGUAUUGGAGAAGUUGGGUCUCAGAGGCGAUGGACCCAGGGAACGUAUGAGCGAGGAGGAACUGGAGCAGAAAUUCACCAGCCUAGCGCUGGCCUUCAGCAUAGACGCGGCCACCAUCAAAGACAGAUGCCAGCGCCAGAAGCGGUCCCGCGACCAAACCGAGGCGAAUCUCGGCGCCGAAAUGGAGAAGCUGCGCGAGAGGCUGACGUUGAUGCAGCCCCUCUGCACCGACUACGAAAAGGCCGAGCUGUUCUCCACCAUAGUCACGCAGUUAGAUACCAUCAUGAACGCGGUGUCCAUGGUGUCGAUGACGGCCGAACGGUUCGGGUCCGUGCAGCACGAAGAAAGACUGACGGAAUCGGUGGGGUUGAUGGUCAGCCACGUGCAGAUGUUGAAGCAGCAAAGGGACGCUUCCAGGAGGCAAUUGCAAUACACCAAGAGGGUGCUGCAGAACUCCGCCAAUUCGCCGGUGAGCCCGACUAAAAGCGGAGGGAUAUUGCCUCCGGUCGCUAACAGGAAAAUCAUCAGCCAAAGGAGGGCGAGUAUAUCGACGUUUAACGAACAACCUAGCGAGAAUCAAACGUUUGUGGAGAAUAAGAAGAUCAUCAGGAGGACGUCGGAUUUGUCGUUGAGGAACGCCGCUUCUAAUAAUAGAUUGAACAGACCCAUCAGAUUAGAUUUAGGCGGUGAUUUAGUGGAAAUUAAGGAAGGUUGCAUGGAAAUGGAAUUACUACAUGAAACUGAUAUUAUAUCUGAUACAGAAACCGAAGCGGUUUGUCCUGCGGUAGCCCCUCAACCUGAGGAAGACGCGGCAAAAGAAAUUGAUAUAUCGAAGUUGCCACUAAAGGAGAGAUUUCUGCUGAAAUUCGAAUUAAUAAAGAAGAACGUGGAGGAUAAAUACGAGAAUUUGACGGGAAACGGCACGUUACAUGACGUGUAUAGUUUUUGUGCUCUAUUUUGCUUUUCAUUGAGCCUCAUCAUGCUAGUGAACAUUUAUAUUGAAUACGAAUACGCCAAAUGGGGCAUCCAGCCCUCGUAA
Molecule: messenger RNA, 1317 nt
Organism: Phyllotreta striolata
Lineage: Eukaryota; Metazoa; Arthropoda; Insecta; Coleoptera; Chrysomelidae
Source: the annotation of a GenBank genome assembly